Gaeumannomyces tritici R3-111a-1 is the source of this 1143-nucleotide messenger RNA. RefSeq lists its product as hypothetical. Bases 1 to 927 code for a protein of 308 amino acids. The record is from RefSeq and is a predicted model, not a curated record. The transcript has 2 exons. Lineage: Eukaryota; Fungi; Ascomycota; Sordariomycetes; Magnaporthales; Magnaporthaceae.
AUGUUUCGCUGCCGCGGACUCGCCGUCGCGGGCCUCGCGCUCCUGUUGUCGGCCGUCGUGGCCCAGAGGACGGUGCAGGAGGCCGUCUGGAAUGUCCCAAGCGGCAAGGCAAAGGACUUGAGCCAGACGUUCCAGCUUGGACAGCUCGUCCCCCUGUCGUGGAACGCGUACAAUGGCACCGUCUGCGACCUAUGGCUCACAACUUGGGACCCUAACGAUCCGCGUUACGAGUAUCGUAUAAAUGAGAACGUCGACCUCCGCAGGAACGGCAACAUGAACUGGAGGGUCCCGACUCUCGGCCAUACCAUAGAAAUGGCCAAGCAGACGGCCAAAUUCGUGCUGCGGUUCAAGCCCCCCUCCCCGUCGGGCGUCUUCAAGUCCAACGAGCCCGAGCUGAGCAGCCCGGGCUUCCUCCUGAUCAUGGGCGACCUGUCGACGGCGACCUCGGCCUCCUCCUCGACGUCCACCUCGAGCUCGUCCACGCUGUCCACGGAAGCCGGCGCCGUUGCGACACCCGCAAAGACGCCGAGCUCGACGCCGACGCCGACGCCGACGCCGACCCCCGAGCCGCCGGCGGCCGGCAUCUCGGGCGCGGCAAUAGGCGGCAUCGCGGCGGGGGCGAUCGCCGGCCUGGCCGCCGCGUCGGUCCUGGUCUGGCUGUUCAUAUUCCGCGCCCGGAAAAAGCGCGCGGCCGCCGCCGCCGCUUCUGCCGAAAACGCAACAUAUGCGGGCGCGCCGUCGAAGGAGGGGGAGCUCGAGGGCGGCAGCAGCGCCUACGGGUCGCCGCCACAGCAGCACAAGCCGUACGAGGCGCCGGGCGAUUAUGCGCGGCACGAGGCGCCGGGGGAUUCGUACGCCGGCGGGGGCGGGUACGUGGGCGGGCACCAGUACCAGUCUUGGGAGCUGGAUGGGAGUGAGCGGCGAUAGUGCCGGGGGAAAACGGAGGGGGCGAGGUGAGGGAGUCGGGUGCCCAGGUAGGCAAACCUGAUUUGCUGGCUUUGCUCCAGUCCCUUCGUGAAUGCGCCAUCUUUUCUUUUACCGACGUUUAGACAGCCAGGAGUACGGAUGGAGCGCAUGAUAGACAUCAUUUGCAUAUUUGAAAUUUUAGGUUGGUGUAAUCACUAUGUUGGGUGAAAACAUGCA